UCUGGGAACAGAGAAAAGAUGAAAUUUGACUAAUUUGUUCAGGAAAAAAUAAUCUUUUAAUCAGAGAUGCUCUUUAUUGCAGUUCCCAGGCCUCCGCAAGCUUUUGACAUGCCCUUUGGUGCUUGUUCCCUUUACGACAAAGCAGUGUGGGUUUGCUUCCUCACUUAACACGACGAGCCUUUUGAAAUCCUCCUUGUUCAGUGUCACUGAACUGCAGAAGAUGUGUUUUUCCAUUGCACCGUGCAGUGCACGUCUCUCUAGCAGACAUCUCCGGGAGAGCAUUUCGACACCGCUAAUCACAGCAGUGCAGCUCCGGAGCGUGUGGAGAGACAACCAGAGGGGAGCUGAGCCCGAGUCGCUUCAGCCAAACACACUUCUAGUUUGCAGCCAGGCUUCCCUCAUUAUUUUCAGCUAUCAACAAGAAGAUACCCUCUUUUUUUUUUUUUUUUUUUUUUUUUUUUUUUUUUUUUUUUUUUUUCAACACUGACUCGUGCCUGGGCAGAAAUCCCUGCUGAAAUUCCGAGCUGUUAAUCAAACCCCUCAAGGUUUCCUGCUGUGAUGCUCUGCGGCGCUGACUACCACAGACAGCUCAAUGACACCCGGAAAGAAGUUGCAGGGUCUCGUAGCUGCCACGGUCACUCCAAUGACUCCCGAUGGACAAAUUAACCUUUCGGUGAUUCAUAAAUAUGUGGAUUAUCUGGUAAAUGAGCAAAAUGUGAAGAAUGUCUUUGUGAACGGCACAACAGGAGAAGGACUGUCCCUUAACAGCCAGGAGAGGAAGCAGUUGGCAGAAGAAUGGGUGUGCCAAGGAAAAGACAAAUUGGAUCAUGUGAUCAUUCAUGUGGGAGCACUGAGUCUGCCCGAGUCCCAAGAGCUGGCAAGACACGCAGCAGCCAUAGGUGCUAGUGGUAUUGCUGUAAUAGCCCCCUUCUUCUUCAAACCCACAAACAAAGAUGAGCUGAUUGCUUUCUUACAGAAGGUUGCAUCUGAAGCCCCUGCGGUUCCAUUUUAUUAUUAUCACAUUCCUCCUCUGACGGGUGUGAAGAUUCGUGUUGAAGAGUUGCUGGAUGGAAUAAAAGAGCUGAUCCCCACCUUCCAGGGUGUGAAGUUCAGUGACACAGACCUCUUGGACUUUGCACAGUGUAUAAACAAGAAUGAGAGAGAACAGUUCGCAUUUCUUUACGGGGUGGAUGAGCAUCUAUUGAGUGCACUGGCAAUAGGGGCAAGUGGAGCAGUUGGAAGUACGUAUAACUAUUUGGGCCGAAAAACCAAUCUGAUGUUGCAAGCCUUUGCAAAGCCAGACCUUGUGUUAGCACGGAAGUAUCAGUUUCUCACGGGGGAAUUUCUUAACUUUGUCAUCAAACUAGGUUUUGGUGUUGCACAGACUAAAGCUGUCAUGACUUUUGUUUCUGGCAUUCCCAUGGGACCUCCGCGGCUUCCACUCAUUGAUGCCUCUGAGGAGUUCAUCGUCAAGGCCAAAGCCAAGCUGGAUAGCAUUGUGUGGCCUGAUGGCAACUGAUGUUCAUUUCCAUGUUGAUCUGGAAGUGGAGGCUCCUUUUCUGGGAUUCACUGUCAUGUGGCACGUUCCCCACAUGAUGGGCUGCAAUUUCUUUCAGGGAAUAGACAAUAUGCCUGAGCCCCUUCCUCUUAGGGCUGGUUUCUUUGGUGCACAAGUAGCUACCUUUUUGUGUAACUUUACUCUCCUCGCCCGGAACUUUGCACAUUCCAGAACUAGCUGGUAUCUUUUAAUAAAAAAGGCAGAUUUUUCCCAGAUGGAGGAUACUGACUUAUCUAGAGAGGAGGAAGGUCUGUCUCCACCAGCUCUCUAGCCAGAUCAUGUUUUGUCCUCUCCCUUUGUAAGUUAUCUCCAGCACUUUUUUAACACUGGCAUGACACUGUUUGCUCAGAUGGGUAUUUUACUGUUUGUUGCAAAGUCAUUGGGACACUGAAUGUGCAUAUAAAAUCCUGGGUUUGUCUGAUCUCAUUGUCUUUGUACGCUUUCACUUAAUGCAAAAUUAAUUAAAACAACCUUUUGCAGCAGAAA
Tyto alba (common barn owl) is the source of this 2044-nucleotide messenger RNA. RefSeq names its product N-acetylneuraminate pyruvate lyase (gene NPL). Gene Ontology annotation, biological process: N-acetylneuraminate catabolic process. The record is from RefSeq and is a predicted model, not a curated record. The transcript has 12 exons. Gene Ontology annotation, molecular function: N-acetylneuraminate lyase activity; 4-hydroxy-tetrahydrodipicolinate synthase activity. Bases 593 to 1519 code for a protein of 308 amino acids. NCBI's taxonomy places the organism in Eukaryota, Metazoa, Chordata, Aves, Strigiformes, Tytonidae.